AUGGAGCAAGUGUUUACAAAAGACGUUUGGUUCUCUUGGAUUUUACUAUCUGGGUUGAUUCUUCGAACAGCAAAUAGAAACCGCUCGAACCCGCUGUACUGGAUCUUGACAAUCUGCUGGUUUUCCUUUAGCUCCGCGGUGACCAAAAAGCUGCUCAAGUUCAAAGAUUUGCAGCGACGCUAUAAAAUACUGCGGAAAGAAUGCGAAAUAAGUCCAACUGCACUUGCUCUUUACGAAAAGCCGACAUCCGGCAUUAUAAUCAGAAUUUCGACUAGUUCGAAUUUCUUUAUCAAAGAGAUACGCGCGAUCAUGCUUAUUUUCGUCGCCCUAGUAUUCGUGUACGUGGUCAAUUCGAUAUCAGAGGAAUACAAAGAUCACCCGUGUUUCCAGAAAUUUGUCAUCGCCGUAAAUUAUAUUCAAAGCCACUUUAUCGAGUUUCUGAUCGGCAUCUGGUCGAUCUGGUUUAUUCUACCUGCCUUUAUUUCUGUUGCAAAUAAAUAG
Messenger RNA from Oikopleura dioica, 501 nucleotides. The record is from the annotation of a GenBank genome assembly. Lineage: Eukaryota; Metazoa; Chordata; Appendicularia; Copelata; Oikopleuridae.